CUUCACCACAGUGCUAACUACCUAGCGCUGCACCAACCAACCAGUAGUCAAUUAAGCAGCACUUGACCAUGGCGCCCAAGCAGCUCCCCGCCGUCCUCCUCGCCGCCUGCGCCACCCUCCUGGCCCUCGCCGCGCCAUUGCUCGCCGGCGACCCCGACAUGCUGCAGGACUUCUGCGUCGCCGAUUACAAAUCCCUCAACGGCCCAUUGCGGCUGAACGGGUUCCCGUGCAAGAGGCCGGAGAACGUGACGGCGGACGACUUCUUCUCCUCCGCGCUGGCACUCCCGGGCAACACCGGCAACCCGGUUGGGUCUGCCGUGACGGCGGCGAACGUGGAGAAGCUCCCGGGGCUCAACACGAUGGGCGUCUCCAUGUCCCGCGUGGAUUACGCGGCGUGGGGCGUGAACCCGCCGCACACCCACCCGCGCGCCACCGAGAUCAUUUACGUGUUGGAGGGCUCCCUCGACGUCGGCUUCGUCACCACCGCCGGCAAGCUCUUCGCCCGCACCGUCUGCAAGGGCGAGCUUUUCGUUUUCCCCCGCGGCCUCGUCCACUACCAGAAGAACAACGGUGGCGCGCCGGCCGCCGCCAUCUCGGCCUUCAACAGCCAGCUUCCGGGCACGCAGUCCCUCGCCCUAGCGUUGUUCGCAGCCUCACCACCGGUGCCCACCGACGUGCUGGCCAGGGCGCUCCAGAUCGACGGCGGCCUGGUGGAGGCCAUCAAGUCCAAGUUCCCGCCAAAGUAACUAGCCUUGCAUUUUGUUAGACUGUAUUUACAUGUGUAUAUUGUAACGUUGUAUACCACCUCAUUAUAUAUAUAUGUGAUAGGCCACCCUUAGAGGGUUGUGCCGGUUCCCCCCAAA
This is a messenger RNA of Triticum aestivum (bread wheat), 863 nucleotides long. Its product is annotated as germin-like protein 1-3. Gene Ontology annotation, molecular function: manganese ion binding. The coding region runs from base 69 to 746 and encodes 225 amino acids. The record is from RefSeq and is a predicted model, not a curated record. Lineage: Eukaryota; Viridiplantae; Streptophyta; Magnoliopsida; Poales; Poaceae. The transcript has 2 exons.